Molecule: messenger RNA, 4803 nt
Organism: Onychostoma macrolepis
Lineage: Eukaryota; Metazoa; Chordata; Actinopteri; Cypriniformes; Cyprinidae
Gene: c2cd2l
Product: c2cd2 like
Exons: 15
Coding region: 887-3022 (711 amino acids)
Biological process (GO): positive regulation of insulin secretion involved in cellular response to glucose stimulus
Cellular component (GO): cytoplasmic side of apical plasma membrane
Molecular function (GO): phosphatidylinositol transfer activity; phosphatidylinositol binding
Source: RefSeq, a predicted model, not a curated record
UACGUGCAGUGCGUUAGCGGUGUGUGUUUGUGUUGCUACCAUAGACUGUAUUUGACAGCUCGACUGUUCUGUUCCUGCGCAUUACCAUUACAGACCAUCCGACACCGACGGUGGGAGGGGGCACAUUUUCUCUUGAGUUGACAGCGCAGGAUAUUAUAAAUGUGUGGUUUUAUGUAGCGCGCUAAAGAUUCACGAAACGGAGGCCAUGUACCGAUCAGCUCAGGUUUGAUCGUAGCAGAUGCUCGGACCUGAAGACUGGUGCUGAAAUUACGAAGACAUGAUGUAGCCAUUGAGCUGGUGAUCUGUAGCUAGUCUGCGUCCAAAGACGGUGUUUCUCAUCUGAUCGGUAAUAUUUCCUUUCUGUUUUUUUUUUAAAUACUGGAUCUACAUUCGGCGUCAUAUAUGCGCGUCCAGCAUUUUUGUUCAUCGUAGGCUCGUUCCGAGUCAGCUGAACUGACCGAUCUGAGUCAGUUGCCCAAAAAUGCUGUCUAGGUAGGCAGCUCGCUAGGCUUUGAAACAGCUUUUCGAAUGGUGACCAGUGAAGGGGACGUAAACAUGCAUGUUUUGAUAUGAACACCGUUAUUGAAUACAAGCUUAGAUUAGCUGUCAAGAAGAAGGGAAUUGAAAUGAAUCGCUAAAUGGGUCAUGAUAAGCUAUUUCGACGUUGCAAAGCUUUACUGACCCAGAACAACCUGGACUGUCAGUAAUGUGACAGAAUCGGAACGGGUUUGUAUGAGACAGGCUUCGCACAGGACUAGACUCUGCAACCGAUCUGAGUUUUCUGGAAGAAGUUCUGCACUUCUCCGGUUUCAGAGUUCCAACCUUCGUGAGUCAAGAUUUUCAACCUUUCAUAAACAUGAGACUUAAGUGAACAGUGAUUAGGGAGAUGACGACUUUCCAGGACAUGAGCUGGCUGGUUCAGGUGGCGCUCUUCUGCGCCUCGCUGCUGGUUGUAUUAGCCUGGUUCGUUCAGUUCUCACUGGCGUUGCUUCGCCCUAGGUGGUGCACGAGGGUCCCGGGUAAGAGGGAGACCCCUUGGCAGCUGCCCUUGAGUCUCACCCACCAGACAUUGACGGGCGGCGUGUGGGGUUCCCUCCUGAGGCUGAGGCUGGGGCGAGACGGGGCAGGGAGUGACACUGAGGCGGGCGUCAAAGGUCUUUUGUCCUCGCUUUUUGCGUUCAAGUCAUUCAGGGAGCACUGGCAGAGAGCCUGGGUCCGGGCACUCAACGAACAGGCCUGUAGGCAAGGGAGCUCCAUUCAAAUCACCUUUGAUGACAGUCUUCAGCUCCCAACUUCUGCAUCCAUUGACCAUGUGACUUGCACUGACCAAUCAGUACGCAGCAUGGUCCUGCAGUGCAAUUGUUCAGUCGGCACAGUAUCAUUCCCCGUGACUGUCACUCAGCAGUCACCUGCAGCCGUUUCCAUGGAUACCUACCAGAUCACGAUGAAGCCCAUGCAGGCCCAGUUGCAGGUUUGUCUUGAGGAAGUGGAAGAAGAGGGUCUCCUUGUGUCCUGGACUUUUUCCAAGCAACCUCAUCUCUCUUUAACCGUAACACCAUGCCAUAGAGUCCAUAAAGAGGGGUCUGACGUGGAGGUGGACAGUGAAAUGAUUGCAGCGCUGGUGGAGGACACACUGUACACAACACACCCUGCCAUGAUCCUCAACCUGAGAGCCUGUGUAUCAAGCCCAGCGUUUCCCAGGGAGAAGCAGAUCGGUGGUCUGAACUCUCCAUCUCAGAGCACGCCUGUCAGGUGCAUCUUGGUGCACCAACUCAAAGCAACCAAUGUCAAAAAAGGAUGUCAGACUCAUGUAGGAGAGCUUUGUUGUGUGCUGAGUGUGGACACUCCUUCCAUUGAACGGAGAACCGGCUUUCGUACUCCUUCCCCCAGUCCUGGAGCAGCCCUGCACUGGACUGACGACUUCAAACUGGAAGUAGGACCAGAAACCAAAGAACUCAAAGUAAGACUUGUGGAGAAGAACAGCAGAGGAGAACAGUUUCUGCCUGGUUGUGCUUCCUUACAACUGGAUCUCUCUAAAAGAAUUCCUAAUGGACAUCAUAAACUGUCCAUCGCACCAGGUCAUGGUCUGGCUCCAACUGCAAUUGUAACAUUAGAACUGUUGUAUUUGGAGUCCAGUGAUUUGCGUGCAUGUCAGAAUGCCACUCCUCUGCGAUCCUCAGUCACCCCCUCAAAGAAGGUGGACGUGGAUCGGACCAUCAUGCCCGAUGGCACCAUAGUCACCACAGUAACCACCAUCCAGUCACGACUAAAACUGGACCGCAAACUAGGAACUGCAGGAGACUCUCCGUCUAGGUCUCCCUCAAAGGUGGAGGUGACUGAAAAGACUCCCACCGUGCUCACAAACAGCUUGCAGAGCACCAGUACCAGUCCCACUCCCAGCAGCACCCUCCCUAAUGGGCUGGAUCCCGUAGCAGAAACGGCCAUUCGGCAGCUAACUGAGUCGGCCAGUAAGGUACCCAAGAAGACACCUACUAAACGCAGCACUCUCAUCAUAUCUGGGGUGUCAAAGGUCCCCAUUACUGAAGAUGACUCAGCCUUAUCAGUGGGCUACGCUGCAGCAAUGGACGCAGCCCUACAGGGGGCACAUUCUCCCAGCGGAGCCCCGAACCACCAAGGAGCAUCCACACAUCAGGAAGCAGACGAGACUACGCCGUCUGACGUGUCCGAGCGACCGUCCGUGGAUGAUGUGGAGUCAGAAACAGGAUCAACCGGAGCACUGGAAACACGCAGCCUCAAAGACCACAAAGUGGGAUUCCUCCGCAGUGGCACCAAGCUACUAUUCCGCAGGAAGCACAGAGAGAAGGACCCCAGUUUCAGUCAGUCCCACGAGGACGUCUCAAACCUGGACAAUGACUCCUCCACAGCCUCCUGCUCCUCCACCAGCCGUAAAAAGUCUGGAAGCUUCUCUCGUCGCCUCAUCAAACGCUUUUCGUUCCGCUCGUCCAAGACAAAGGGCAAAUCCAACACAGCCAAUGGAGGGUCCAGCACUACAGAUAACUAAAGGAGAAAUAGAGAGAAAGAGACACGGUGCGGGCACCAGUCACAUGAGUGUGGAAUUGGCUCCAAAUUUCUCCAGAACUUGUUAUUUAUGUUAUAUACUGAUUGUCCAUAACCUAGUGGGGUAACGUAAUACUUCAGACCACAUUGCACCCAGGAAACCAGCCUUGUUUUGGUGUUGUUUCUUUUUUGACUGGAACAUCAUCUACGAUUAAGCUAUUCAGGAUGGAAAACGCCAAAAAAAAAAAAAAAGUGGAAAAUCAAAGGAUUUGACUAUUUAUGAAUGCAUCGCUUACCUAAUUAAAAUGAUCAAGCUGAUAAAAAGGCUGCUUUUGUGGAUGAUCAUGAGCGAACAAACUUGAAAAACUCAAAAUGGACGGGUGUCAUGCGGUUAUUGAGCACAAGGGGGCGGCAUAGACCAAUGACUAUUGAUGCCUCCAACACUGUCGCUAUGUGUUGUUUUUCUUAUUUAUUUUAUUUCAUCAGUUGCACUUUGGAUCUUAAUCUGAUUGUUUACAACGCUGGGGAGCUCGUUUUCUGUCGUUUUAUCAUGUUUGUGUAUCGUUUACUGUUAUCAGCACUGAUUUAUUUCUCCUGAGCUCAUUAGGAGUAUUUCCAGAGUGUGAAAUGACAUGCUGUGAGCUUUGUUCUCGUUUUGCUGUUGCUAUAGCAUUUAGAUCAAGGGAUAUUAUGCCCUGUUUUCAAAUAGUGGUACGUUUGACUUUCAUUGUGGCUUAAUAAUCUUUUAUAAUGAUGUUUCUGUUUGUUUAAGAAAACAGGAAACGUUCAUAAGUUACUGUAGGCAUAUCUCACUAAAUUACGUUCGUGUUUUGGUUGUGAAGUAUAAGCCCUUCAUAUGACAAAAGGGAUACACUACAGGAAAAGAAAUCAUUUGUGUAUAUUUAUAAAUUAUUCCACAAAUUAUUGUAAAUGUUAGGCUACAUCAAUCUGAAUCUGCAGCGGAGAAAAGUGCUAUUUUCAGGGUCCGCGUGAAAACAAACCUCAGGGGAUAACGUUACUAUGAAAAGGUAAAAACAUGUUUUAUCAUUUUAUCUAUCUCAUUUUUUCUUUCAGAGAUGGCUACUUGAACAAAACAGGCGGUACCCCAGUAACACACAACCCCGUUUCCUCUUUUUAUUCAUUUAGUUGCAAUAACUUAUCCAGAGGAGCGGGCAUCCGUACGUGUUUUACUUAAACACAAGUAGAUUUUAUUCUUGGUAAUUCCAUAGAUGGCUUUUAUGAUAGUAUUGAGAAGAACAUUUUAAUAUUUUUCAGAUAAACUAGUUAUUCGCGUUAAAGGUAGUUCACGCAAAAUUCUAGCAUUAUUCACCUCGGUUUACUUUCUGUGGAUCAUAGAUGCAUCAUGCAGUGGUAAAAUCUCUUUUUGUACUGAAAGUCAUAGAGGUUUGAAACAACUUCAUUGUGGCUGGGUAAAUGAACACAAAUCUGAUUUUGGGUGAACUAAGUUAUAAGGAAUCUCUUUUGCCGUAUCCCUCCCUCAUCCCAUAUGAUCGGUGCAUAUUUCAGCAUUUGGUUCUACUGGAACUCUGGAGAAAAAAAAAAAAGACAACUGGUUGUCAAGUUAACAGAAUUUAAUUACUACAGGAAAACAUUUACCUAUAAAACGCUGACUCGCAGUUCAUGAAUCAACGACAAAGCGUUUGUUUGUUAUAGUUAGUCUAACUCCUGGAGCAUAAAGCCUGAAAAUGUUAUAUGACCAGAAUGAUAUAACAGCGAACAAUCUAAAACGAGUGGACCUUCUAAGCUAUUCGGAGCUUUAUAUUA